CGGCGCACAGGGACUGGACUGAUUUACCCACAACACAGUGCUUCUCUCUACCAGCACAACAAACACUGAAUUCUGCAGGGAAUGCGAAUGAUGCGCUGGAAACAGGACGAGCACCCGUUACGCUGCGUGGUGAAGAUGAUGGCGAAUUUAACAUCGGGUUGAGUUUAAAUGCAUCGUUAGAAUUACCUAUUUUGAAGCGGGUCAGCUCGGAUGAUGGCUGCUGCGCUACAGCCGGAGACGAGGAAGUUUAGCCGGGCUCUGAGUAAACCUGGAACCGCGGCAGAGCUCCGACAGAGCGUGUCUGAGGUGGUCCGGACCUCUGUACUGCUGACUAAGCCAAAGGUUAUCGAGCCAUUGGACUAUGAAAGUGUGUUGGUGCAGAGGAAGACUCAGAUCCUUAGUGACGUCCUACGGGACAUGCUGCAGUUCCCUAUUGAUGACUUCCAGAUGUCCACUGUGAAGCGGCAGGGCAGAACUCUGUACCCCACUGUCCCAGAGGGAGCAGAGAACACAGCCUCCAGUCUGUUUGUUCAAGAGUGCAUCAAGACAUACAACUCAGACGGGCAUGUGAUAACCUACAAGUAUGAGGACUAUUCUGGAGACUUCCGCCAGCUUCCCAAUAAAGUUUCUCGACCAGAGAAGCUGCCCACACAUGUGUUUGAGGUUGAUGAGGAUGUUGAUAAGGAUGAGGAUUCAUCAUCUCUGGGCUCUCAGAAAGGUGGUGUGUCCAAACAGGGCUGGCUUUACAAAGGAAACAUGAAUAGUGCCAUUAGUGUCACAAUGAGGUCUUUUAAGAGGAGAUAUUUUCAGUUGGCGCAGCUGGGGGACGGAUCAUACAAUCUGAACUUCUAUAAGGAUGACAAGAUCUCCAAGGAGCCCAAAGGGACCAUCUUUCUUGACUCAUGUAUGGGGGUUGUCCAGAACAGUAAGGUGAGACGAUUUGCCUUUGAGUUGAAGAUGCAGGAUAAAAGCUCAUAUUGUAUGGCUGCUGAUAAUGAGGCUGAGAUGGACGACUGGAUCAGCACACUCAACAAAAUACUGCAGAGCAGCUUUGAGCUGGCCAUGCAGGAUCGCAGGAACGGAGAGCUGCACGAUGAUGAUGAGAUAGGAAAGUCAGAUAUUCCUUCUGAAAAUUUCCAGGACAACUUUCAGAGUGCCAAAGACAUUGAGUCCAAGAUGCUCAGCGAGACUCGAAUGAAGCUCUUCACAUUGGAUCCAGACACUCAGAGAUUGGAUUUGUCUGGCAUUGAACCAGAAGUGAAGCAGUUUGAAGAGAAGUUUGGGAAGAGAGUUCUGGUCAGCUGCAACAAUCUGUCGUUUAACCUACAGAGCUGUGUGAACGAGAACGAGGAUGGACCUUGUACUAAUGUGGAACCAUUCUUUGUGGCACUGUCGCUGUUUGAUGUGCAGAACAGUAGAAAGAUCUCAGCUGAUUUCCAUGUGGAUCUAAAUCACCCAGUGGUGCGUUCCUUGAUUGCACCACACUGCUCUGUGAUCAACGGUCAUGGAGAAAAUCUCAACACUCCACACACUCCCACACAGCUCAACGGACUGUUAGAGGGGGCACUGGAGUACCCCACACAGGGUGUUUUUUCAGUGACGUGUCCACAUCCGGAUAUUUUCCUGGUGGCACGGAUAGACAAAGUGCUGCAAGGGGGCAUUGCACAUUGUGCUGAACCUUACAUGAAAAACUCUGACUCAACUAAGGUAGCACAGAAGGUUCUGAAAAAUGCUAAGAUGGCAUGCAGUCGACUGGGCCAGUACAGGAUGCCUUUUGCUUGGGCUGCCAGGCCUGUGUUUAAAGACGCUUCAGGGACUCUGGACAAAAGUGCUCGCUUCUCCACCCUCUAUAGACAGGACAGCAGCAAACUGUCGGAUGAAGACCUGUUCAAACUGCUGGCUGACUUCAGGAAACCUGAGAAGAUGGCCAAGCUUCCUGUCAUUCUUGGUAACCUGGAUGUGACCAUUGACAACGUGGCUCCAGAUGUGACCAAUUGUGUUACUCCCUCCUACAUCCCUGUGCAUCCUUAUGAUAGUAAUGAAGGAGGGCCUUUGUUAGAAGUGGAAGAGUUUGUACCUUGCAUCGCCAAGUGUUCGCAGCCCUUUACCACCUACAACAACCACCUCUAUGUCUACCCUAAACACCUUACAUACGACAACCAGAAGUCUUUUGCAAAGGCGAGGAACAUUGCAGUGUGUGUCAUGUUCAAAGACUCUGAUGAAGAGGAUGCACAGCCACUUAGGUGUAUCUAUGGACAUCCAGGAGGACCUCUGUUUACCACACAUGCCUAUGUAGCAGUGUUGCAUCACCAACAAAAUCCUGAGUUCUAUGAUGAGAUUAAGAUUGAGCUUCCCACUCAGCUACAUGAGAAACAUCACUUGCUCUUCAACUUUUACCACAUCAGCUGUGACAACAGCGCCAAGAAACGGGACGUGGUAGAGACACCAGUGGGUUCUGCCUGGCUGCCUCUGCUUAAAGACGGCCGAGUCAUUGUGAGUGAGCAGCACUUUUCUGUGGCUUCUAACUUAUCUGCAGGUUACCUGAGCUGCCAUCAUGGAAAUAACAAGCACUCCAGUCCGGAGGUGAAAUGGGUGGAUGGAGGUCGUCCACUUUUCAGAGUGUCGACACACCUGGUCUCCACAGUCUACACACAAGAUCAGCACCUUCAUAAUUUCUUUCAUCACUGCCAGCUGAUGGAAGCUGGAUCAGCUCAGGCCACAGAAGGAGAGCUGGUCAAAUACCUUAAGAGCCUUCAUGCAAUGGAAAGUCACAUGAUGAUCAACUUUCUGCCAACCAUCCUGAAUCAGCUGGUUUGGGUUUUGACUACAGCCAGUCAUGAAGAAGUGGCAGUUAACACCACCAGGGUCAUGGUCCACAUAGUUGCUCAGUGUCAUGAGGAGGGUCUAGAACACUACCUCAGAUCUUACGUAAAGUUUGUGUUUAGGACUGAACCCUUUUUACCCACGAAUGGUAAGGCGGUGCACGAGGAACUGGCCAGAGCAAUGACCGCCAUCUUAAAACCUUGCACUGAUUUUCUCACCAGCAACAAGCUACUCAAGUACUCCUGGUAUUUCUUCGAGGUCUUAGUAAAGUCCAUGGCUCAGCAUUUAAUAGAAACAGGCAAAAUCAAACUUUCCAGAAACCAGCGAUUCACUGCUUCCUUCCACCAUGCAGUUGAGACUCUGGUGAACAUGCUGAUGCCACACAUCACUCAGAAGUACAAAGAUAAUCUGGAUGCUGCCCGCAAUGCCAAUCAUAGCCUGGCUGUCUUUAUCAAGCGCUGUUUUACGUUUAUGGAUCGUGGAUUUGUCUUCAAACAAAUCAACAACUACAUCAACUGCUUUGUGCCUGGUGAUCCGAAGACGCUGUACGAGUUUAAGUUUGCGUUUCUCAAGGUGGUGUGUAACCAUGAACACUACAUCCCACUUAACCUGCCCAUGCCCUUCGGAAAGGGAAGGUUUAUGCGCUUUCAAGAUCUGGAGCUAGACUACUCCCUGACUGAUGACUUCUGCAGGAACCACUUUAUGGUUGGGCUGUUGUUGCGGGAGGUGAGCGGAGCCCUGCAGGAAUUUCGGGAGAUCCAGCAGAUAGCUAUCCAAGUUCUUAAGAGCCUGAUGAUCAAACACACAUAUGAUGAUCGUUAUGCUCCCAAGAGUCACCAGGCUCGAUUAGCAACUCUGUACCUGCCACUGUUUGGACUGCUUCUGGAGAAUGUUUACAGACUCACUAUGAAAGAAACAUUUAUCAGUCAGAAUGGUAAGGAAGACCUCCUCUUCAGCAUCUCUACAGCAAGCUCACAUAAGCUUGCUUGGAACCUUGAGAGCAGUCUGCAUAAGGAUGUAUUUGGGACCAUCUCAGGCACAGCCUCUCCACAUACUUCUACCCCCAACAUGAAUGCUGUGCGCCAUGCUGACUCCCGCGGCUCUCUGCUCAGCACCGACUCGGGAAACAGCUUUACUGACAGAACCUGUGAGAAGAGCAACGCUACUGAUAAGACCCAGUGUGCAAUUCCUUCAAGCAGUUCAGUUUUGCGCUGUGAUAAAUUGGACAGAGAGGAAAUCAGGAAUCUGUUGAUGUGUUUUCUACAUGUACUCAAGAGCAUGUCUGAAGAUGCAUUGUUCACAUACUGGAACAAAGCCUCUCAGUCUGAACUGAUGGACUUCUUUAUGCUCAUAGAAGUGUGCCUCCACCAGUUUAAAUACAUGGGGAAGAGGUUUAUUAUCAGAUGCCAGGAAGGAACAGGAUUUAUGGCUUCAGACAGGAAGUCAUUGACUCUUCCUGUGUCUCGUAACAGAACAAGCAUCCUACACACUCGUUUACACCAACUUGGCUGUCUGGAAAAUGCACACACUUUCAACCACAUGUACAGUGGACAUGCUGAUGCUGAGGCAUGUCUGUUAGAGGCCAACAUUUCCACUGAGGUGUGUCUGACUGUGCUGGAUACCCUGAGUGUCUUCAUCACAGGUUUUAAGUCACAGUUGUGUGCUGAUUUGGGCCACAAUCCUCUAAUGAAGAAGGUGUUCCAGGUUCAUCUUUGCUUCCUGCAGAUUCCUCAGUCAGAAACAGCAAUGAAGCAUGUCUUCACCUCACUACGUACCUUUAUAUACAAGUUUCCUAGCACGUUUUUCGAUGGCCGAGCCGACCUGUGUGCCUGGUUGUGUUACGAAAUCCUGAAAUGCUGUAACUCCAAACUGAGCUCGAUCCGCAGUGAUGCCGCCAACCUGCUCUACUUCCUCAUGAAGAGCAACUUUGAUUACACUAACAGAAAGUCAUUUGUCCGCACUCAUCUACAGGUGAUAAUAGCAGUUAGCCAGCUGAUAGCUGAUGUGAUUGGUAUUGGAGGUAUAAGAUUCCAGCAGUCUCUGUCCAUCAUCAACAACUGUGCCAACAGUGACAAGAACAUGAAGCACACUGCAUUCCCCUCAGACGUUAAAGACUUGACCAAGCGGAUCCGGACAGUGCUGAUGGCCACACAGCAGAUGAAGGAGCAUGAGAAGGAUCCUGAGAUGCUGGUGGACUUGCAGUACAGCCUGGCAAAGUCGUACACCAGCACACCUGAACUGAGAAAGACAUGGCUGGACAGCAUGGCUAAAAUCCACGUGAAGAAUGGAGACUUGUCAGAGGCAGCAAUGUGCUAUGUGCAUGUAGCAGCACUGGUGGCAGAAUACCUGAACAGGAAAGGAAUGUUUCAGCAGGGCUGUUCAGCGUUUCGUGUUAUCACCCCAAAUAUCGCUGAGGAAGCAGCCAUGAUGGAGGAUGUUGGCAUGCAGGACGUGCACUUUAAUGAGGAAGUACUGAUUGAGUUGUUAGAGAAAUGCACUGAUGCUUUGUGGAAGGCUGAACGUUAUGAGCUCAUCUCAGAUAUCUACAAACUCAUCGUCCCUAUCUAUGAACAGCGCAGAGACUUUCAGAAAUUGGCGCACCUGUAUGACACGUUACAUCGGGCAUACACUAAAGUCCUUGAAGUGAUGCAUUCUGGAAAAAGACUGCUGGGAACAUUCUUUAGAGUGGCAUUUUUUGGUCAGGCUGCGGGCUUUUUUGAAGAUGAGGAUGGGAAGGAGUACAUCUAUAAAGAACCAAAGUUCACACCUCUUUCAGAGAUAUCACAGCGCCUGUUAAAACUCUACUCUGAUAAAUUUGGCCAGGAGAAUGUGAAAAUGAUCCAGGACUCAGGAAGGGUGAACCCUAAAGACCUGGAGGCUAGAUUUGCCUACAUCCAGGUUACACAUGUCACUCCAUACCUGGAGGAGAAGGAGCUGGAGGAGAGGCCUACAGAUUUUGAAAGGAACCACAACAUCCGGCGCUUCGUCUUUGAGACACCGUUUACUGAGUCUGGCAAGAAGCAUGGCGGUGUGGACGAGCAAUGCAAGCGCAGGACUGUGCUCACCACCACUCAUUGCUUUCCUUAUGUAAAGAAGCGCAUAGCAGUGAUGUAUCAGCACCAUACAGAUCUGAGUCCCAUUGAGGUGGCUAUCGACGAGAUGAGCAGUAAAGUUACCGAGCUGAAAACUCUAUGUGCAGCCGCAGAGGUCGACAUGAUCUGUCUGCAGCUCAAACUGCAGGGCAGCAUCAGUGUACAGGUAAAUGCAGGACCACUUGCGUAUGCGAGAGCUUUCCUCGACAAUACGUGUGCCAAGAAAUAUCCUGACAAUAAAGUCAAACAGCUCAAAGAAGUCUUCAGACAGUUUGUGGAGGCUUGUGGUCAGGCUCUAACAGUGAAUGAGAGGCUGAUUAAGGAGGAUCAGCAGCAAUAUCAUGAUGAAAUGAAGGCCAGUUACAGAGACCUGACCAGAGAACUCUCACUAAUCAUGCAUGAACAGGUCUCAGCAGUUGAAAAUGGAGCGAAGAGCUCACUCUCUGAUUCUCUAAACAUCUUUAACGCCAUCAGUGGCACACCAGGAGGCUCCACCCACAGCAUGUCCAGGUCUGCCUCCCCCAUGUGACUUUUCAUUUUAACCAUACAUUUUGGACCUGGUUGAGAGAGACACAGACAGCUCGCAGUCCUACCAACAAUUUAAACUGGAUGCAGUAUGCAAGUUUCCAUUCAAUCCGCACUACUACUGACUCAAAAGUCUUGAGUUUCUGUAUGUGCAACAGUGAAACGUGAAGAAACUACAUCAACUGCAGGCUGUCAACAAUCAUACCACUGAAAUGGAUUUGCUUGGAGUGCUGAUGGGGUCCCAAGAUUUUUACAUUUAAAUAUGUACAGUAUGUUGACAUUCUUUGAAAUGAUCAUUAGAAAUGUUCAGUAUAACAUAAUUUUUAAUUAUAACUCGAAACUUC
Molecule: messenger RNA, 6784 nt
Organism: Trichomycterus rosablanca
Lineage: Eukaryota; Metazoa; Chordata; Actinopteri; Siluriformes; Trichomycteridae
Gene: dock9b
Product: dedicator of cytokinesis 9b
Exons: 54
Coding region: 211-6444 (2077 amino acids)
Biological process (GO): positive regulation of GTPase activity; small GTPase-mediated signal transduction
Molecular function (GO): guanyl-nucleotide exchange factor activity
Source: RefSeq, a predicted model, not a curated record